AUGUCCAAGACGGAUGGAUUGCCGAAUACGGCAAGCCUCGAUACGAAACCAUCGAACCAGGCAUUGCCACCUACGAAAUCAGAGACGCCUACACUUGCGCCAGCGGCAUCUCGCGCGGUGCCAAUGACACUUGAUACCAAAGGAAAAUCUAUCGCAUCCCAACAUAUGCAACGACCGACAAAGCAGCGUGCUGUGGACAGUAAAGCAAAUUUACGUGUCAUGCUGCAGGAAAAGAAACAAGGUAAUCAACGCGACAAGAAGGGGGACAGCAGCUCCGGUCUUGCCGACUUUUUGAGUCAAUUGUAG
Messenger RNA from Malassezia vespertilionis, 306 nucleotides. RefSeq lists its product as uncharacterized. The transcript has a single exon. Bases 1 to 306 code for a protein of 101 amino acids. NCBI's taxonomy places the organism in Eukaryota, Fungi, Basidiomycota, Malasseziomycetes, Malasseziales, Malasseziaceae. The record is from RefSeq and is a predicted model, not a curated record.